This is a messenger RNA of Drosophila pseudoobscura, 4816 nucleotides long. RefSeq names its product multiple edematous wings (gene mew). The record is from RefSeq and is a predicted model, not a curated record. Gene Ontology annotation, molecular function: integrin binding. Gene Ontology annotation, biological process: cell adhesion mediated by integrin; integrin-mediated signaling pathway; cell-cell adhesion. Gene Ontology annotation, cellular component: integrin complex; external side of plasma membrane. The transcript has 9 exons. The coding region runs from base 993 to 4058 and encodes 1021 amino acids. Lineage: Eukaryota; Metazoa; Arthropoda; Insecta; Diptera; Drosophilidae.
UAUUUGAAAGAAAGGCCUUGCCGCCCAUUCACAUCGGGCCGCGGACAAGAUAACAACGGAGACGUAGUGUCGAAUUUUGUUCUGAGUUCAGAAAAGACCGUUGAUAUAUUCCAAAAUUAAAAUAUCACCCACAAAAAUUGUAUUUAAAAAAUAUAAUAUUCGAUAUGUCAUAUCGGCUAAUCGUUGCUGCGGUGAGGAGUUGUGCGAAGCUUUUCGACUGCCCGCACGCUUUUUAAUCGUAGGAAUUUGAUUUAAAAAUACAGGUCUUUAUCAAUUUCGUAAAGAUAAUUUUAUCGCCGUGCGGGCUGCGCUUUAUGUAAUUAUUUUUUACCUGUGCGAUUGUAUUCCCAUGAAUUUGAGUGCCUGUGUGUGUGUCUCUGUAUUUGGAGAAGGAAAACAAAAAACAACAAGAAAAGCAAAGCAACUGGAAAAGAGAGUGUGGAAAAUCCGUGGGCAACUACCUGUUGAUCGAAGCGCCGCCAUCGCCGUCGUUGACCCCGCGUCACUGCCUGCCUGCCCUUCUCUGCUUAUCUCCUGCUGGGAGAUUUCCGACGCUGCCGAAAGUCGGGCCAUUGCCGUGCCCGGUGCACGUGCACGUGCAACUCCCAGAACUACAGCUAAAAGCCGCAACAUGAUCAUGCUGCACCACCUAAGCCGCACAGCAGCAGCAGCAGAUGCGGCAGCAUCCUCCUAUGCCACACCUGUGCGCCAGCUCUGGCUGGUACUGAUGCUCGCGUUGGCCCUCAGUGAAGUCUGCGGCUUCAAUCUGGAGCAGCGCCUGCCGCUGAUCAAGUACGGACACCCCCACUCGCACUUCGGCUACUCCGUGGCCACCCACACCAUCGGCGAAGCCAACUCGGCGAACAACACCAAGUGCCUGCUGGUGGGUGCCCCCCUGGAUCACAAUCGACAGCCGAACACCUCACACUCGGGCGCCCUCUGGAGGUGUCCCAUAACGCAGAGGUUCGACGACUGCGAACAGGUGAUAACCGAUGGACGACGUUCAUCGAGCGGAGUUUAUGAGAUUAAUAAGCGUAAGUGCAUACGACAGCGAGGUCCUCUCACCGCCCUCCAGCGACGAGAUCAAGGAGGGACAGUGGAUGGGCGUCACGGUGCGAUCGAACCCGCUCCAGGCCAACGGAUCGGGUGGCAAGGUGCUCGUGUGUGCCCACCGUUACAUGUACAUUGUGCGCGAGAACCGCUAUGGCCAAGGACUGUGCUACGUCCUUACCAACGACCUGCAGUUUGACGAAGUGCACGAGCCGUGCAAGGGUCGCCCUGUGCAGAGGCAACACGAGGACUACGGACUGUGCCAGGCGGGAACGUCGGGGGCGCUCCUGGACGAUGACACGAUGGUGCUCGGCUCCCCGGGCCCGUUCACGUGGCGGGGCUCCAUCUGGGUGACGCAGAUCGGGGGAGAGUACCUGCACCGCGACAAGACGACCUACUACAGCGACCACUCGGACGCGAGCUCGCCAGUGGAUAAGUACAGCUACCUGGGCAUGUCCGUCACUGGCGGACGGUUCUUCGGCUACAACAUGUGCUAUGCAGCGGGGGCGCCCCGCUCCAAUGGGCACGGGCAGGUGGUGAUCUUCGACAAGGCCAACACCAACCCGAUACCCGUGCGCCUCAUCAUCGACGGGGAGCAGUUCGGGUCGAGCUUCGGCUAUGAGCUGACCACCGCGGAUAUCAACGGGGACAAUCGACCGGAUCUGAUUGUGGCAGCUCCCGUCUUCUUCGGCAAGAACGAGGGAGGGGCCGUCUACGUCUACCAGAACGAUCAGGACACGCUGCCUAGGAGGCACACCCUGCGGCUGACGGGGGCCCUGGAGAGCCGCUUCGGACUGGCGCUGGCCAAUGUUGGUGACCUGAACAAGGACAACUGCGAGGACAUCGCUGUGGGUGCGCCUUACGAGGGCCAGGGAGUUGUGUACAUUUACCUGGGGUCGCAACAAGGCCUCAACGACAAGCCCGCCCAGCGCAUACAGGCCUCGGAACUGGGAGCCACAGUGCCCCACGGCCAACCCAUCCGCACCUUUGGGAUAUCGAUAGCCGGCAACACGGACCUGGACGGCAACUCCUACCCCGACGUGGUGGUGGGUGCCUUCAACUCGUCGGCCACGGUGGUGCUACUGGCCCGACCUAUCAUCAACAUCCAGACGAGUUACCGGAGCGAGGAGUUGCGCAACAUCGACCCCAACCAGCCGGGUUGCCGGGCGGACGCAUUCAGCAACCUGACCUGCUUCACCUUCGAGGCCUGCUGCAGCAUCGAACCAUACGACGAUUCGACCAAGGAGCUCAGCCUGAUGUACAGCGUGGAAGCCGAGACCUACGACCACCUCAAGAAGUUCUCACGCGCCUUCUUUGACCGGGACAACAAGCGGAGCAACGUCAUUAGCCGCGUGGUCAAGGUGCGAACCGACGGACGCGUGGCCUGCCAGAUGGUCACCGGGUACAUCAAGGCCAACACCCGCGACAUCCAGACCCCCAUCAGCUUCCGACUCAAGUACACACUGGAGGAGCCACCGCUCGCGGACUCCGCCCUCACUCGGCUCAACCCCAUGCUCGACCAGACGCAAGCCCACAUCGACUUUGAGGGCACCUUCCAGAAGGACUGCGGCGACGACGAUCUCUGCGAAAGUGAUCUGGUUAUUCGAGCUGAGCCAAAUAUCACAGCCAUAGACAACAAGUACACCCUAAUCCUGGACGAAACUGAGCUGGAAGUGGGAAUUAGCGUGAGCAACCUGGCGGACUCCGCUUACGAAGCGCAACUAUUCAUUAGCCACCAGGCCGGCGUCUCGUACGUGGCCACCAAGAAGCCGACCAAUGCCACUUGCAACAGUUUCAACACCACUUUGGUGGUCUGUAGCCUGGGCAAUCCGAUGUUGCGCGGAACGACGACGUUCGUUACCAUCCGUUUUCAGCCUAAGAGUCUGGAGCCCAACGAGAAUUCGAUGCUGUUCCACAUCUUCGCCAACACCACCUCCAAGCUCGUGGGCGGCGAGCCGCCCGAGAGGAAUCUCAGCGUGAGCGUGGUGCGCCAGGCCAAGCUGCACUUCCGGGGCUGGGCGAUGCCCGAGCAGAGCUUCUACAGCGGAGCCAGCCAGGUGACAGACAACUCGCCCAUGGAGAUGGUCGACGUGGGCUCGCAGGUGAACCACAGUUUCACCAUCUUCAACGACGGCCCCUCAACGGCGCCCAAGGUGCGCAUGAUCAUCCACUGGCCGUGGUCCCUCUACAGCGAUCCGGAACGCGGGCACAUGGACCUGUACCUUCUUUACCUGGAGCAAAUGCCCACCGUGGAGAUCGGUGUGGGCGAGUGCCAUGUGGCGCCCGAGUAUGUGAAUCCCCUAAAGCUGGCUAGCGGGUCGCAGGAGUCGGCUAGCGGCUUCCUGGGUGCGCCGGCCACCCUCAUGAUGGUUCAUGGUCGCUCACAGCUAAACAAGAACCAAACCCACUCAACCCACUCGACCCACUCAAGGCAGCAACGCAGCACCCUAGAACGAGUGACCCGCCUGGAGCGGCUCAUCUACGAGCCAGAGGCGGCGGGUAUGGGGUCCAGCGGCAGCGGCAAGAAGCAGGACAUCGUCGAGCUGGACUGCAAUAAAGGCACGGCUCGGUGCAUCCGUAUCGAGUGUGACAUCUACAAUAUGCCGGCCAGGUCGGAGGCCCAGGUUAUGGUGAAGGCGCGCCUGUGGAACUCAACGCUCGUCAGCGAGUAUCCGCGUGUAGACCGGGUACGCAUCAUCUCUACGGCCACCGCCAAGAUACCCGAGGACUUUGGCGUCGAGGUGAUGGAACACAACGACAUCGAGGUCGAGACGCGCGCCUACCCUGAGCUUAGGAACCAGCAACGGGACACCGCCAUACCGUGGCUGAUCAUCAGCUUAGCCAUCCUUGUGGGCGUUUUGGUACUGGCCUUGUUCACGUACAUCCUGUGGAAGUGCGGCUUCUUCAAGCGGAUACGGCCCACGGACCCCACGCUCAGUGGGAACCUCGAGAAGAUGAACGAAGAAAAGCCCUUCCUGGCGGCCAAGAACACCCAUCAUGUUUUCUAACAAGAGGGCACCGUCGGCUGGGAUCUGGCACGCCGGAUCGCCCCCAAGAAGAGGCGCCGCCGUCUCCAGCUUCCUCUCCUGAACAGACAGCGGGUGCACGGCCAGCGCUGGUGGCGUCAUAAAUCCUCGAACAACAACGAGCUGGACAUCCUUUCGCUGACGCCGCCACCGCCGCCCCUAAGCGUUCUGAAUUGGGGCCACGAUGGAUACUACCAAGCCAGUGCCACCUGGUGGGGACACAUAUAAUGUGGAUAGGGAAUUGGGGGUCGCGGGAUCACGGAAUCACGGGAUCGCGGUAUCACGGGAUCGAGGAUCGUUGGGUAGUGGAUUGUGGGUUGUGGUUCAAUGUGCCAUUUCGUUUACUUAAUACAGCAAAUCUGCUUAAUCGAUCAGAUGGAUCAAGAGCCCGGUAUUCUUAGGGGUAUUUCCAUUUGUUUUUCCAGAUAUCUGUCCGGGCUAACAGGUAUUUGCACAAGGGACUCCCGCCGCCGGGCUGUGCCUUUAGGUAUAAAGAUUAGCUAAGCCCAAAACGUUGAUAAUCUGUGUAAAAAUUUUCUUAUUCGUAUAACUGUAGUUAUGUGUAUCGUUGGUAUGUACGUGCAUGUAGGGCACAGACCCGACCUAGGCUAAGCUCUAGCAGUAAGUAGUUAAGGGAGAACAAAUUCCGAAUAUAUUCAUACAGUUGAAGCCUGCUAUGAUAAAACACUGCCAAUGACACAAAUAUCUACAAAAACAGCAAAUAUAGUGGCUCGAAACAA